Molecule: messenger RNA, 1980 nt
Organism: Closterium sp. Naga37s-1
Lineage: Eukaryota; Viridiplantae; Streptophyta; Zygnematophyceae; Desmidiales; Closteriaceae
Source: the annotation of a GenBank genome assembly
AUGACGGGGUGGGAGAAGGUGCCGGUUCGAAGCAACAAGGCGUUGAUGAAGGCCGUGGCGCAGCAGCCCGUGCUCGUGUACCUCGCUUCGGGGACCAACGACUUCAUUAGCUACUCCGGCGGCAUUUUCGAUGGCGAUUGCAAUGGCGACAUCGAUCAUGCGAUGCUGCUUGUUGGUUACAACAUAACGGACCCGGUCAACCCGUAUUGGAUCUUGAAGAAUACGUGGGGAACAAACUGGGGCGAAAACGGCUACAUGCGCUUGAGGAUGUUACCAGACGGGAACGGCAAGUGUAACGUGAAGAGCGAAAACGCGCUUUACCCCGUUUUCUACGAGCGGAACAGCAGGGCAUGCGAGGUCAUCACCCCCAACCCUUGCGGCGGAGGCGUGUGCGAAGUGCGAAGCGGCAGGGCGAGAUGUAACUGUCCCCCGGGUUUCGUUGAGCGUCUGGAGGAAAGUGCGCCCAAGUGCGUUACGGCUACACCGUGUGACGCUAUUCCGAAUCCCUGUGGUGUCGGGACGUGCAAUAACGAGUUUGACGGCACCUAUACCUGUUCCUGUCCUGCGGGCUCCGUGAUUGGUUCCCGAACCGACCGUGCCAUGACCUGCAUCGUAGGCUCGUUCCAAUCCGGUUUGCAAACCUAUACAGUGAUGGCAGGCGACACGUGCCAAACAGUCGCCGACACCUUCGGCUUCACUAUCGAGUUCCUCGUUCAGCGAAACCCGUUCUUGGACUGCGAUUUGCCGUUGAUUCCGGAUUACGUUCUCCUAGUCGCGGAUACCGCGAAUUUUACCUGGGGAUGCUCCGCCAUGGACAUAGUCGCUCCAAACGACACCUGCGCGUCGAUCGAGUCGCGAAACGGCAUUUCUCAUCGUCAGCUCAUCGCGAUCAACCCCACGCUGAACUGCUCCGAGUCGCUCCCUCUGUCGCUUACAAUUUGUACUUCGCCGGGUCGUAUCGCUUCCAAUUCCGCCAUCAUUCGCUCCUGCGGGAAGGUUCACGACGCGUCGCCGAGCGAACGAUGUGUGGAUAUUGCGAGGAGUUACAACAUUUCGCUAAACGAUCUCCUGUGGCUGAAUCCUGGGCUCAAGUGCACCGAUGAUUCACUCGGGGUGGCGGUCGCGGUGUGCGUAUCCUCGUUAUCGACGGAGCUCAUUACUGUGAACUGUACCCAGUGGUACACAGUAACGCAGGGAGAUACCUGUCCCAAAAUUGCAAACGCUAUACAACUACCAGUGACGACAUUCCUCCGACUCAAUCCAGGCCUCAGGUGCUACGCUCCCGCCUUCCAAAUUGGUCAACCCGUGUGUAUCUCCGGAACCACCACCAACAUCCAGAAAAUCAAGCUCUCCCCCAACAUCAUCCCAUACACCGUCCAAGCCAACGACACCCUUGCUUCGAUCUCGGCCGAUUUCUCCUCCCGCUGCUCCAACGUCUCCUACCCAGCUUCCAUCUGCGAUUCAAAUUCUCUCGCGGAUUGCACCGAUCAGGCUAUUGUCGAGGGGCAGAUGCUGCUGAUCCCGUGUCAAAAGCUGGUCGGGAGCCAGAUCUGCGGUACUUCUCUUCCCGUGUGUGGCUCCGAUGGGGUAACCUACGCAUCAAUGUGCGAUGCGGUCGAGGCGUUUGCUCUGCCCAUCUCGCGUUACGACGUUUGUAAUCUGUGUAACGACGGGCUUUGUUACAAGAGAACGGGGCAGAAACCGCCGAAAAGCAGCUGUGUGGCGCCGCCCGGAGUCUGCCCGUACCCGACCUGGAAGCUGCCCCAAGAUUAUAUGGAUUACUGCCCGAUGAUGUUCUCCAAACAGUGUGAUUGCUUAAAGUACACAUGCACGUACCUGUGCACGCUAUCUGCAUCAACAUACACCUACAGCCUCGCCCUGGGCAACCUGUAUCGCAACUCCACCUACUUCUACCCCGCGUGCUACACGGCCUGCUACGACAACAACCUCAGGGCUGGCUGCGAUGACUCACAAGUGUGA